Molecule: messenger RNA, 1931 nt
Organism: Phascolarctos cinereus (koala)
Lineage: Eukaryota; Metazoa; Chordata; Mammalia; Diprotodontia; Phascolarctidae
Gene: PRPH
Product: peripherin
Biological process (GO): intermediate filament organization
Cellular component (GO): cytoplasm; type III intermediate filament; plasma membrane
Molecular function (GO): structural constituent of cytoskeleton
Source: RefSeq, a predicted model, not a curated record
UAUAAAGCAGCCUCUGGCUCCAUCAGCAUCUCCUCCCCAACCCCCACAGCUGCUCCUGCAGUCUUUCCCUGGCUGGCUGUGUGGCUCCAGAGUCCUCAGCCACCAUGAGUCACUUAUCAGGCCUUAGAACUAGCUCCAGCUCUACCUCAUACCGACGCACCUUUGGGGCACCACCCUCACUGUCCCCAGGCUCCUUCUCCUACUCCUCAGGUUCCCGCUUUUCCAGCCGCCUGCUGACCUCUCCAUCCCCCAGCUCCUCUGUCCGUCUGGGGAGCUUCCGGGGACCCCGGGCUGGGGUAGGUGCCCUGCGCUUGCCCUCAGAACGCCUUGACUUCUCCCUGGCCGAGGCCCUGAACCAGGAGUUCCUGGCCACCCGAAGUAAUGAAAAGCAGGAACUUCAGGAGCUCAAUGACCGCUUUGCCAGCUUCAUAGAGAAGGUUCGGUUCCUGGAGCAGCAGAAUGCAGCCCUACGUGGGGAGCUGAGUCAGGUCCGAGGCCAGGAGCCUGCCCGAGCAGACCAACUGUGCCAGCAGGAGCUUCGUGAGCUUCGUCGGGAGCUGGAGUUGUUGGGCCGAGAUCGCGAUCGAGUGCAAGUGGAGAGGGAUGGGCUGGCAGAGGAUCUGGCUGCUCUUAAGCAAAGGUUGGAAGAGGAGAUACAUAAACGAGAGGAUGCAGAGAAUAAUCUGGUGCUUUUCCGGAAGGAUGUGGACGAUGCAACACUGUCCCGCCUGGAGUUGGAAAGGAAGAUUGAGUCCCUGAUGGAUGAGAUAGAAUUUCUCAAAAAACUACAUGAGGAGGAGCUGAGGGACCUACAGGUGAACCUGGAAAGCCAACAAGUGCAGGUGGAGGUGGAGGCGACAGUGAAGCCAGAGCUGACGGCAGCACUCAGAGACAUCCGCACUCAGUAUGAAAGCAUAGCAGUGAAGAACCUGCAGGAGGCAGAAGAAUGGUACAAGUCUAAGUAUGCAGACCUGUCAGAUGCAGCGAACAGGAACCAUGAGGCCCUUCGCCAGGCCAAGCAGGAGAUGAAUGAGUCCCGAAGGCAAAUCCAGAGUCUAACCUGUGAAGUGGAUGGGCUACGGGGGACUAAUGAGGCAUUGCUUCGGCAACUUCGAGAGCUGGAAGAGCAGUUUGCCCUGGAGGCUGGGGGGUACCAGGCCGGGGCUGCCAGGCUGGAGGAAGAGCUCCGACAGCUGAAGGAGGAGAUGGCCCGGCAUCUUCGUGAGUACCAGGAGCUGCUCAACGUCAAGAUGGCCCUGGACAUUGAGAUUGCCACCUACAGGAAGCUGCUGGAGGGAGAGGAGAGCAGGAUCUCUGUGCCAAUCCACUCCUUUGCCUCCUUCAGCAUGAAGACAUCUGUGCCUGAGCCUGAACUUCCCUCGGACACCCACAGCCGAAAGAUGGUUUUGAUCAAGACCAUAGAAACUCGAGAUGGGGAGGUGGUGACAGAGUCCCAUAAGGAACAGAGGAGUGAAAUAGAUAAAUCUUCCACUCACAGCUACUAAGCCUUCAAUGAACCGAAGAUGCCUACCACUCUCUCCCUAAACUUCCAGAUCAGGGGUCUGAACUAGCCCCUACACCCUGCAUGGUGCUUGGGGCCUAGUUCCCACCAAACCCCAAAUCCCAAGUAAUGUAAUGACCCAACUGUGGGUCAUCCCUUUAGCUGGUGCUGUGGACGCAUUCUCCAAUCUCCCUGGCAUAGGGCCUCCUCCUUCCACAACAUGAAUGUGGCCUCUUCUUGUCCUUUUGCAUAUCUGUGGCCUAGCAUCCAUCCUAAUUGCACCCCUUUCCCACCAAUGGGUGAGCCCAUUGACCCAAAGAUGACCCCCUCUACCCUGUAACCGUAUGCAGUCCGUGAUCCCUUCCUCUGUCUCUGCUAAAUCUCUGCAUUUUGCUUUUACCAUCAAUAAAGUAAAGUUACCAUCAAAAGA